This is a messenger RNA of Amoebophrya sp. A25, 4365 nucleotides long. Lineage: Eukaryota; Dinophyceae; Syndiniales; Amoebophryaceae. The record is from the annotation of a GenBank genome assembly.
AUGUCGUUCUCUGCCACCUACAAAUACAAGAUGAAGAUGAGGGCACCAACUGCUGGAAAAAGGUUGGUUUCCCAUGCCUACCUUUUCCUGGGCCUGGCAAUCUCCACCUCUUUGACCUUGAUCAUGACCCAGGUGAGAGCUGUGGAGGGAGCAGGGCCUUCUCGGUCGACGAAGGAAAAGAGCCCUGAUUAUGUGCAGAGUCCUCCUGGGUGGACUACGAAUAAAGCCUCCGGUUCUUCGCUCGACGAGCAGCCGGACAAAAGGCUACUAGACGCGGAACCGAUAUGGGACUGGGUCGAGCUGCAAUCUGUCAACGAUCAGUUAUCUUCUCUUACUUUAGAGGAUAUGCGUAGGUUGUUUGCCAAUGAAGAUUUCCCCGGUUCUACUGGACAGGAUCAGCAGCUUUUGCGGUUGCUGGAUCACUCUGCUAUGAUUCAAGCUCAAGCCCAAGCUCGUCAAGGUGGGCCACAUCUACACGAAGAAUCUACUUCUUCAAUUUCGGGACUGAUCCAAAAGCUACAAAGCUUUUUUCAAAAGAAUGGUGUUCGAUAUGCCUCCCAAAUAAACGCGAUGAAAGAAACGUGUGCCAGUGCUGCUGCUUGCGCCCAAGACAUCGUUCUACCAGCCGCUUACGAGGGCGCCAAGUGUGUUGUCGGAACUGCCGCUGAUGUUGCUGAAACCGCUGCUUCUGGAGCUCGGACCACAGCUACUGCCCUAACUGAAAGAUACUGUAACCCUGAUUACACCUUGGCGGACGCCCAAGAGGAACUGAAGGAAGGAUUGCAACAAGGAGCAUGCGAUGUAGCAGCUAAGUGUAAAGAGAAGGCCUGUGAGCUUGCAACGACCGCAGGCGAUAUGGUGAGGACAAGCGUGGUGCCUCCUGUAGUGAAGCAACUUGAAGCGGUCACUCCGAAACCGGUCAGCAAGGUCCUUAGAAGAACACUGCUUGGAGAUGAAGAUGGCACAUCAACAUCUGUUGUUGACCAUAAUGUUGGAGAUCAACUUCAAGUUCAACAAGAAGAAGCAGAGGAAGAAGCACAAGGCGAACAGGGUGGAGACGAGGAGAUGAUGACGAGCAUGAAGAUUUGGAGUGUAGCGAACCGAGGUGUGGAGCAUGUACGAAACAUGGGAAUCAAGCCAGUAGGAGCCUACCUCCAUGCUUGCACCACCACCAAAAAUUAUCUUUGCGCGCUUCCCCAGUUGAUGGCGACUGGAGCCGCCGCGUCCACCAUGCCGAUCACGAUGCUUGCAGCACGUGCCGCCAUGGCUAGUGGGAUGCUGAACCCACAAGUUACCACGACAACUCUAGGCAACCGAUUGAACGAAAUAUCUAAGGAUUUGCUGAAUCUACCGAUAGUCGAGAGCAGGGAACAGGUGAAAAUCAGCGAAUAUUUUCGCCAGCACAUCGUGGACGCAGUGAACAGUGCGCAAAUUGCCUACAUGAUAAUGUCCCAAAGCGUAUCUUUUUGGCUGAGAAAAUCCGUCGUCCUUGGAAGGGACGACGCAGGCCUUAGAAUCUGGAUUUCUGAUCCUACGGCAUCAGAUUUCUUCUGUGGAAAAGCAGGUUCGUGUCGCCAUUUUGCGGCUUCUUCUCUUAUCGCGGACAGUACUCUCUGUGCAGGAUCUCUGGUAAAGAACCCGUUUUACGAGCACAUCGAUGACGUCGUAGUUCAACAAGAUGAAGAACAAGAAAUGCAGCAAAUGUUAAAGGAUUCGCAGCGGCCGUACCAUCAUCGGAGUUUAACCAAGAAGGAAGUUGCGGGAGCGUUCAUCUUGCAGUUAGCUAACGUUUACGAUAGCCUCACUGAACUUUUUGCUGCGUACACCGCAUUUCAAAAGAACACGGAUUUCUCGAUGCAACAAUUGCUGGAUGUCCAAUUAGCUCAGGCCGCUAUUGAGCGAGAAAAAGCUCAGCCUCCGCAACAACUACAAGAUCUUUUACGGAAGAUGAAUAGUAAGGAGGAUGGCGCAAUCCCGAAGGUGAUGAUCGAGCCGCUUAAAUAUUUGUACAAAGCAAUAUCGUCGAUUUUCAAACGACUGCGUGCGAAAUUCAAGCAACAUCAUGAUCUUAGAAAAAUCAAAGAGCAGGAGGUAGGAAAAGAAGAUGCUGCUGACGCUGGUAGCGAAGAGGACGGAGAAGAGAAUGAAGGUGCUGAUCUCUCAAAGAUGUCCGCAGAAGAACUGAAACUUGAAAUUGAGCAGGAUGAAGCCAGUGAAAAAGCUAUGCUUGAACUCUUCGAGGAACUCGUUAAAGAACAAAAAGAGGAACUUUUGCAGGUGAAACAAGAACAACAAGAAGAAGACGCAGCUUCAUCUCCCACUCAAGAACCAGCAGGAGAGUGGCAAGGCGGAGCUUCUCCCAGUGAAGCAGCUUCUUCCACCUCUGCCACUGGAUUCUCUGCAUCCAGCAAAGAAGAUCCUGGUUUUCCUAGUGCGCCAGAUGCUGCUUCUCCUGAUCCUAGUACCUCUACGUUCCAAUCGAUUAUCGAUUCAGUUCUCUUGCCUCAGGUGGAAGGGUUGAACCGUUUGCGAAAGGUUUUAGCAAAGGCAGCAUCUUGUACUAGAACAACAUGCGACGAGCAUGUCGGAGAACAAGAUUGUUCGCCAGAAGAUGGAGACUACACUUUUGUUUUCCCAACAUCGUCUCCUGCAGCUGAGUAUGAAGAUGCUGAAGAAGGAGGACGAGCAGCUGAGGACUUUCAAGACUGUAUUGAUAAGGGAAAAGAAGAUGAAAAUGAGUCCUAUGAUGUUGCCGGUGUCCCGGUGUAUUCAUGCAAAGAGGCUCCAAAAGAAUUAAUCGACCGUCACCUACAAAGCCCCGCACAGAAAGAUGCUGAGAUCACGCGUUUACACGUAUGCGCCCGCAACGUCUUGUUAGAGAAGAAAAGAGAAACUAUGAGAACCCAUUGGGAUCUUGCUAAGCCGAAGAAGCUCACUACCUGGAUUCGCUGGCUGCGCAUCGGCUAUCUCGCCAACUAUGGUCGUACGAUCAGUGCUACCACGACUUUGGCCUCGUCUUUGGGUGCUACGGACUUGUUGACUGUGACGAAUCCUAUGGCUGCGGUAAGACGCUUCGUCUGGCAAGCUUUAGGGCUGUUGGAUACGCGCUACGAUCAGUUGUUUCUCCAGACAAACGUAAACGAGAUGCUUUCCACUGACAGGCAAAGGAAAAUGGAGCAAUACCUGAGGGAAGAAGAGGUGGAUGUGGGCACGGAAGUGACGCCAGAUGCUGCUGGAAUUAUUUCAACUAGUCCUGGCGGUACGGGUACUCUUGCUGAGGUCGUAAAAGUACCUUCAAAGGAAGAGCAACAACAAGAUGAAGAUGCGACUUCGAAUGUCGAUGAUGCACCACCUCCGCCACUGUUGUCCUUCACAACAAGAAAUCUAAAAACUCUGGAGCCUCCUUCUGAAGAUCUAGUAGAACCUAAGGUUGUAAAACAGCAGCAGCAACAGGAGCCUUCUUUUGCGAACGGCAAAAUCGACGAUGAUCGUAGAAACUAUGUGCAUAUUCUCCGCACACAGUCCGCAAAUGGCGGGAAAGAGUACGCUUCCGAUAUCGCAUUUGCCCUCCGAAUGCACGAAAUGUUCCGUGUACUGUCCUUUUUGUACGACCUGUUGACGAACCGUACAACCACCUCCCAAGAAGGUGAAUCGACGAGCAUGACAGAGAUUGGACGCUUCUUGAAUUUAGAUAAAGGAGAGAAGAAUCCUUCUUUACUGCUCUUAGCUGAGGGAUUGAAGUUGGCGCUGCACUACAGAGCGGAGGUGGGAAGUCUGCCGCAGAAGGCUUUGUUCAGCAUCCUGAAUCAGAUGGAAAGAAGGGCCAAAAACCAGCUGGAGAAGGAAAAGAAGCUACUGAAAGGACAGGAGGACGAGCAGACUAGUCUUUUUGGAGGUCUCGGAAAAUUUUUCGGAAAAGGAGCAAAAGUAGAGCAGACUCAAGAUGCUGAUGCUGAAAGCUCUCCUCGGACUGUUCGUUCCGAAGGUGUGCCUUCAUCGACCACUAAGCCCGACUAUGCAACGAAUUGGACUUCGAUGUGGCGUUUCGGCUUGCGAUCUCUACUUGUAAUGGAAGGUGGUGGAGGUGGUGCAGCCUCUCAUCUUGCGACAAAUACUGCACUCAUCGAUUUCGGGAUGUACUUGGCCCAUCAUUCGGAUGAUGAAAUGAUCUCUGUUUUUUCGAAAUUCCAAGACGGCAAUGGCAGCAAAAGCGAAGCCUUACUUGCUGUCUUGUGCCUGGUACCACCGCAGAAGUGGAAAGACCUCACUGGCUUUCCGUAUCCAGCGUUAGCAACUGUCUUCGCAAAGCAAGUUGUGGCUGUAAAAGAUGGACAUCCUACUCCGAGUGCUAGUGUAGCUGCUUAG